Molecule: messenger RNA, 1236 nt
Organism: Alternaria conjuncta
Lineage: Eukaryota; Fungi; Ascomycota; Dothideomycetes; Pleosporales; Pleosporaceae
Exons: 3
Coding region: 1-1236 (411 amino acids)
Cellular component (GO): cytoplasm
Molecular function (GO): oxidoreductase activity, acting on the CH-OH group of donors, NAD or NADP as acceptor
Source: RefSeq, a predicted model, not a curated record
AUGGUCAAGAAAGUAGCUCUCAUUACUGGCGGGGCUAGUGGAAUGGGACUCGCUGUUGCGGAAGCCCUCGCAGCUCGUACUCAUGAAGAGUGGGAUUUGCAUCUUGUCGACCUCAGCGCUGAUAAUCUCACGAAAGCCACGUCCUUGGUCAAGAAUGCGCAUGCUCACCAGGCGAAUGUAGCCGACUACGCCUCGCUGGUGGCAGCUUUCGAAUCAGCAUGGUCAAAGUCAGGUCGUCUCGACUUCGUCUUCGCGAACGCUGGUAUCGCGGAAAAAGACAAUUUCUACGAAGAACAUGCUCUCGACGCGCCGCCUCCACCGCCGAAGAGCCUCGUAAUCGAUGUCAAUUACACGGCAGUGGUAAACACCUCAUGGCUUGCGUUCCACUACUUCCGGAAAUCCCAGGCCAAGCAUGGCAGAGAGAACAAUGACGCGGCCCUAGUCAUGACUGCAAGCUGUGGUGGACUCUAUCCAGCCGAGUUCGGCCCCAUGUACUCUGGUGCUAAAGCGGGAGUAAUCCACUUUAACCGUGCUAUCACAGUAGCAUAUCACCACGCUGGCAUUAGAACAUUCACGGUCUGCCCAAGCAUCGUUCGCACCGGCCUGUUGAGUGAAGAGGAAUGGGGGUCCCUCCCAGAAAGCUUCAUGACACCCAUGGAAACAGUCGUUAACGCCGUGGUGAAGGUGGUGGAUGGAGGAGACAUUGAGGAUGCUAACGGAAAGAAGGUGGCCGGCAAGGACAACUGGGGUCUCACUGUGGAGCUUUUUGGCAAGAACUUCUACUUCCGAGACGGUGUAGAGUACUGUGAUGAGAGCAUGAGGACUAUGGCGACGAGUACGGGCAUGAAGGCGCAGCUAGAGAGGAUCGGGAAGCCACAAGCGGAGGGCGAACAUGGAGCGUGGGGAGCCUGUGGCCUGUCACGCUUCUCCGCAGGUAAAAUAGGUAUCGGUCUAUGCGAUGGAUGUCCCGUUGGGCCGCCAGCUUCAGACAUUCUUGUCUCUAACGCCUUUAUCCUCCGAUUGUACCGACAGAAGAACCAUCCUACUGUUACCAAUGCCACCACUGCGAACGCUGCGCCCAAUCCUAUUCCUGUUAUCGCACCACCCGAGAGUGUCUUGUUUUCCCUCUCCGCUGUUCCGCUGGAGACUGGCGACCAAAUAGUCGUUGAAGAGGAUGACGUGGAGGUCGUCUCCGUCAGACUGGUAACAGAUGUGGUGAGUGAUUUAGACGGUUGA